Molecule: messenger RNA, 4356 nt
Organism: Formica exsecta
Lineage: Eukaryota; Metazoa; Arthropoda; Insecta; Hymenoptera; Formicidae
Product: heat shock 70 kDa protein cognate 4-like
Exons: 8
Coding region: 235-2160 (641 amino acids)
Biological process (GO): cellular response to unfolded protein; vesicle-mediated transport; protein refolding
Cellular component (GO): plasma membrane; cytosol; cytoplasm
Molecular function (GO): misfolded protein binding; ATP hydrolysis activity; heat shock protein binding
Source: RefSeq, a predicted model, not a curated record
ACGCGUGCGCGCGAAUAUAUAAUUUGCAUAAUAUUGCAAAACCGUGCUAUUUGCUAUAGCAUAUUAUUGUACUAACUUCCAUUGUAUUAUAUGUUUACAGGAAUUUAUCUCGAACAAUAAUUAAAAAAGGAGAAGAAGAACUCCUUUUCUUUUCUCAGACUAAGACAGACUGCCUGAGAGAUAAGUCAAGAAACACAUCCGGAAAGUAGCACUUUUUUGGGCUGAGGUUUAGCAAUGACAGCGCCGGCGAUCGGUAUCGAUCUGGGCACGACCUAUUCCUGCGUCGGAGUCUUUCGUCAUGGCAAGGUGGAGAUUAUCGCCAACGAUCAGGGGAAUCGCACCACGCCGAGCUACGUCGCGUUCACGGACACCGAACGAUUGAUUGGCGACGCGGCAAAGAAUCAAGUAGCCAUGAAUCCCGUGAAUACAAUUUUCGAUGCUAAAAGAUUAAUCGGUAGAAGAUUCGAAGAUUCAUCUGUGCAAUCCGACAUGAAGCAUUGGCCAUUCGCGGUUAUCAAUGACGGAGGCAAACCGAAAAUCCGACUGCAAUAUAAAGGCGAAGUGAAAUCUUUCUUCCCCGAAGAGAUCUCCUCAAUGGUUUUGACCAAGAUGAAGGAAACUGCGGAAGCUUACCUGGGUACGGCCAUCAGGAACGCCGUGGUCACGGUCCCGGCGUAUUUCAACGACUCUCAACGUCAAGCGACGAAGGACGCGGGCACUAUCGCCGCCCUGAACGUCCUGAGGAUCAUUAACGAGCCGACCGCAGCCGCCAUCGCUUACGGACUUGACAAAAAGAGUCACGGUGAAAGGAAUGUUCUGAUCUUCGAUCUCGGCGGCGGUACUUUCGACGUAUCAAUACUGACUAUCGAUAAUGGUAUAUUUGAAGUUAAAGCAACAGCCGGUGAUACUCAUCUCGGCGGAGAAGAUUUCGAUAACCGUCUCGUCGCACAUUUUGCGCAAGAGUUUGUGAGAAAAUACAAGAAAGAUCUGAUGAAGAAUAAACGAGCUGUUCGUCGGCUGAGAACCGCCUGCGAGCGUGCCAAGAGAACGCUAUCCUCUUCUACGCAGACCAGCCUCGAAAUCGACGCUUUGCUCGAUGGCAUCGACUUUUACACCUCGCUCACGCGCGCUCGUUUCGAGGAAUUAAACCAAGAUCUCUUUAAAAGCACUCUGGAACCAGUGGAAAAGGCAUUACGCGAUUCUAAAAUGAAUAAGACAGAGAUCCAGGAUAUAGUUCUUGUCGGUGGAUCAACAAGGAUACCACGCAUUCAAAAGCUUCUACAGGAUUUUUUCAACGACAAGGAAUUAAAUAAAUCCAUAAACCCGGACGAGGCUGUGGCUUACGGCGCGGCAGUUCAGGCUGCCAUUUUACACGGCGAUAAGUCCGAAGCCGUGCAAGAUUUGUUGCUGCUCGACGUGACUCCUCUAUCGCUUGGCAUCGAAACGGCUGGUGGUGUAAUGACGGCUCUCAUCAAACGCAAUACAACUAUCCCGUCGAAACAAACGCAGACGUUUACCACAUACUCUGACAAUCAGUCGAGCGUGCUGAUACAAGUUUACGAGGGGGAAAGGGCGAUGACCAAAGACAACAAUCUUUUAGGAAAGUUCGAACUGUCUGGCAUCCCGUUGGCAUCACGAGGGACACCUCAGAUCGAAGUUACAUUCGACAUUGACUCCAACGGCAUCCUGAAUGUCUCAGCGACGGAAAAAUCGACGAAUAAAGAAAACAAAAUAACGAUUACCAAUGACAAGGGACGCCUCAGCAGAGAAGAUAUCGAGCGAAUGGUGAGCGAAGCGGAAAGAUAUCACGCCGAGGACGAGAAACAAAGGGAAAGAAUAAUGGCUAAGAACAACCUGGAAUCAUAUUGCUUUAAUAUGAAGAGCAUAGUCGAGGAAGAAAAGGUCAAGGAAAAGAUACCGGAGGCUGAUCGAAAACGCAUCAGCGAAAAGUGUAACGAGAUUAUCAAAUGGAUGGACACAAAUACGUUAGCAGCAAAAAAGGAGUUCGAGACAAAGCUGAAAGAAGCUGAGAAGAUAUGUAACCCUAUUAUAAAAAAAUUCUAUGAAAGUACCGGUGCUGUACCAAACUUUCCAGAAUAUGGCAGACAAACCGCUGCUGGUAACACUAGUGGUGGUCCGACUAUCGAAGAAGUAGACUAAUUAUGCAAAAUAAAUUAUGAGAAAGAGUAAAUAUAUCAUUGGACAAUCGUACAAUGUGAUUUCAGAGUUUUUUCAUUAAUCAACAAUUUUGAUAACGAUACUAUCUUGAGAUUAUAACUACAAAAUAUUUGUAAUAAAAUUUAAUAAUUUCUAAUAAAAAUUAAUUUACUAUAUAUUAAUUAUAGAACUAAUUUAUAACAUUUCUACAUUCAUUUAGACAAGAAAUUAUAUAAAUUAAAUUCUAAAUAUAUCUUUUUAAAAUUUUACAAAAUAAAUGAGAGUUAUGUAUAUUUAUGCAACUUUAGCUUUUUGGCUUAAUGUUUCUUAUUCUAGCAACGCACAAGAAGGCAAAGUCAAACGUAAACUUCCGUAAGACUGACAGUCUUAUUUUAAUAACUUCUUAUUGGUAAGCAAAACAGUUUUUUAUCGUAUGAAAAAAUAGACACUUCAUUUAUGAAUUCCAACAUGUUAUUUAUUGUAAGCGAGCUUGAGAAAUGUAAUUACCGUAAUUAUCGUAAUGAUUUCGUACACAUUUGUAUAGGAUAAUAUUGUCAGACUAACAACGACCUAGCGUCGUCGCUUACAAGUGACGCGCGAAUGUGUAUGUGUAAUUAUUAUAUUGCUUUCGCAUAAAAACGUAAAAUUAUAUAUGGUAAUAUUUAUACAGCGAGAACAUUAAAUAUUAAUAGUCUUUAGAGCUAUAGUGUGUGAUAGCUUACGAAUUAUAUAUAAUGGAACGUUUCUUCUCGUAAAAAAUACAUAUCCAGAGCACCAUGUUUCGAUUAAUUUGUUAUGUACAACAGCUGCGUCUGGCGGGGACAGGGGAAAAUAAAGAAGAUGACAAUCGCAUUCGAUAUUGCCGCCGCGCGGCGUAAUGCUGCUCGCAAAUACAUUAUAACGGUGGUUGUUACAUCCGAUUAACGGCAAGAUUAUAAUAUUCGCCGCAGCCGAUUCGCAAAUAUCGAGAGACAAACGAGGAACAGAAACUGACUAUUAUGCCGCAAAAUUUUAUGCCCUGUACUCAGUCUUUCUCAUCAUUAUCAUUAUCGCAAUUGUUAUCGUCUGAUUUUGGUUUGCGACACUUUAUCUUUGUAUCCAUGCUCUAUUUGCGAUUAUACCGAGUUAUAUUGUUUGAGAUCAAGCGCGAUUUGCUUUGUGAACGGGCAAUGUGAAGAGGGUUUAAAUGCGCGGGGCCAAAUAAAAUCGGACAUUUCUUUGAGUCAUGAGGCAUGGUUGGGAUGGAUUUCGUCUCGAGAUCCUUGGGUCCUCGGUAAAUGUUCCAUUACCAAGCUUAAAGAUUCGGAGAUCCAUCCUUCCGUGAAAUUUCGUUUAUAGUCUCUUCUCCGCCCUCGAUAGAAUAGCGAUGAGCGGGGAGGGGGCAAUUGGUAAUGGAAAAAGGCGUGAGAUACAAACGGAGACGUAAAAUGGGACAGGAAAAAAGAUGAAAUAUGAGAUUUUUUUUUAUCGAAGUGACCGUGGCAUAAAAUUUCUCGCUGAACCAUCAUGGAGGCUCGAAUACGACACGCGAUUUUUUUCUGCGGUACUUUCGAGAGUCCUUGGUGGAAUCGUAUAGAGUAAAUAAGAUCACAAGCGUCAUAGGGGCUGACAAGAACCCCCGGGAGUUAGAACAAUACGUAAAAAUAGUAUUUCGUUGUACACGUAUGCGUGUAUGUAUGUGUACGUAUUCAUGUGUACGUGUGUAACGUGUUAACGUAAAGAUGUAUUAUAUGCAUAUUUACGUGUAUGGGUAUGUGUUUGCACUUAAUCUACUUAUUAUUAUAUACACAUAUAAUGCUGCUCCAGUUGCCUGCAUCAUUGAGUUAUUUAAAUGCCGCGCAAUUGCUUAGACAAAACGUGAACUCUCCUUAUUCUUAUAUCACAUCUCGUAUAUAAGAAGGCACCACAAAUAAUCUUAGAUCGAAAAUCUAGCGAUUUGCCUCGCGAACAAUAGAUUAGUAUACUAACGACAGGUAACGUGCAUUCUCGGAUCUUCAAUAGCAUCGUCUUGCGUUUCUUUUGCGAAAGGUCCUUUAAACAUGCAACGGAUUAUUAGCAUCUUCGAGCGUCCAUAGUUGCGUAUCUACAGGCGAAUAUUGCACCGGAGUUACACUGCACAGUGCUAUUGUCGCGUUUCUAAAUAAUUUGCGAUAAAAAUACACAUACAUACAUAUAUAUGUAUAAUAAUUUUAUUGUGUG